AUGGGAAUUUUUCGAAAAUCAUACGAAAAAACCAUGACGAAGGAACAGCAAGCCGAACGUCACAAGAAAAUUGCCUUUUUUGGUGUAGCAGCCGGUACAAUAGCUACGAUAUGUAGCGUAAUUGUCACACCACUUCUUUAUUACUACAUUCAAACAAUACAAACAACUUUAACGAAUGAAAUAGAGUUUUGUCAACAACGUUCCAGAAAUAUGUGGAAAGAAUAUGCAUAUAUUGAGAAGAUGUUUAACAUAAAACAGCGACGCACAUCACGCAAUCGACGUUACGUGAGUUACUACUAUUAUCCAAAUAUACAAACAUCACCCUAUGAAAUGUCACCAAAUAUGGAAACAUCAUCCUAUGAAACGUUAUCAAAUAUAGGAACACCAUCCUAUAACGUAUCACCUUAUGACGUUUUAAGUCCCUAUUCGGAUACCACAUACACAAAUAUGCCGCGGAAUCCUGAAUGUUGCAGUUGUGGAAUCGGUAAAGCUGGAGAAAUAGGAUUACCUGGACCAUCAGGAGAUCCAGGAACUGAUGGGCUUCCGGGUAAAAAUGGUCUACGAGGUCCAGAUGCAAUGAAAGGAGUGGAUUAUCAUCAUCAGGAAUGGUGUUUCGACUGUCCACCAGCACCAGCUGGUCCUCCUGGUUUGCAAGGUCCAAAGGGACCACCUGGUCAACCUGGUACACAAGGAGCUAAUGGACCAAAUGGCGUUGAUGGAUUGAUCGGAUUUCCGGGAAAACCAGGAAAUCGUGGAAUUCCUGGAAGUCCUGGAUUGAGGGGAAAAGCAGGUCAGCCAGGAGAGAUUCGUGACAUACCCGGCACAAAGGGACGACGAGGACCACCAGGUUUGCCUGGUCUACCAGGAUCUGAUGGCCAAGAUGGAAAUGAUGGACAAGAUGGAUUGUCGGGACCACCGGGUUUACCCGGUGAACAAGGAGCACCGGGAAUACCAGGACGGCCAGGAGAAGAUGGUUUCGAUGGACCUGCUGGAGAAAUGGGUGGUGAAAAUGAUUGUGAUCAUUGCCCGGUUCCACUUUUCGAAUCCGGUAAUGAAUAA
Acanthocheilonema viteae is the source of this 1059-nucleotide messenger RNA. The record is from the annotation of a GenBank genome assembly. Lineage: Eukaryota; Metazoa; Nematoda; Chromadorea; Rhabditida; Onchocercidae.